AUGACUGUUAAAUUAAAAAUAAUUUCAGUUUUAAAUAAUUUAUUAAAUUAUAAUUUAUUAAUAAUUGAUUAUUAGAAAACAAAAAAUUAUCUAAAUUAUGUGUUAAAUUAACAACAAAUUCAUUUUACAGAUGGUGAUAUUGAAUUUAAAUAUGGAAUUGCUUUUUAAAAGAAUUAUUAAACAUUAUUGAAUAUAAUAUCUAAAAAUUUAUAAGAGAGCAAGUCUAAAAGAAUGCAAUCAAGAAUGAAUGAAUAAAAUUUAAUUAUUAUGACUCAUUUGAAUAGUUUUGAGUUUUAGUAAAAAGCAGAGAGUUGA
Paramecium sonneborni is the source of this 315-nucleotide messenger RNA. NCBI's taxonomy places the organism in Eukaryota, Ciliophora, Oligohymenophorea, Peniculida, Parameciidae. The record is from the annotation of a GenBank genome assembly.